AUGUCGGACGAAGUAUCCCAGUUCCUCGAGCAGGUCGAGCGCCUGCGCGGGCAGCAGAUUGAGGACGAUGAGAUGCGAGCUCGGGAGCGCGAGGAGUUUCUCGCCGCCAAGCGAGAGCGCCAGGCUAGGAGAGAGGAACGCGCCCGAUCCAUCUCACCGCAGAAAUCAUCGCCUGCCAACACGCCGUCCCCGCGUCUGAACCGGCGAACUGUCAACCUCUCCGACGCGCUGAGACUCGACUCAAACGUCGCCGAGUCCUUGGACAAGCUGCGUGACCGACCGACCGACUCAGAGAAGCCCCUGGACACGGAUGCACAAGCCGAUGCCAUGUCAUACUCCACCUCGACGAUGAAGGAAAACGAGGCCCCUGAGGAUCUCGACGCAAAGCGGGGCGACGAUGCCGCAGCUACCUCCAGAGCUUCGCCUCUCGCAUGGCAGCGCCGGACGAACCGGUCAAACAGCCGCCCACUGAGCGUCGUCGCCGCUCAGAACGCAGCUCAGAGCGCUACGCACAGGUCGGGUGUCGAGGGCCAGGAGGAGCCUCCAUCCCCUACACAGCCUCUCUCCAAGGAUCAGAUCGCCAGGAGCCUCGGGUCCAAGGAUGCCUCGUGGUUUCGUCAGACCGCCGACCGAGGCGCAGACUCCUCAGCUUACCGACGGAACCAGGUCGAGGACGACGAUCGGCUCGACAUGUCGUCUCUCAGCGCCCAGCUGCCGGGCAUGGCCGAUAGUAGUUCCGCAGAGCGCCCUACUUCGAGGUCUGGCGAGAGCGCCGUUGGCAAGCUGGCAACCCCAUUUACGCUGAACCCCCCCAGCUUCGACAAUCCCACCUCGGAGAAGCGUGAGGCGGACUCGAUUGCCCCCACGGCGACCGGUCGGACCUCUCCUCUGCGCACAACCUCGCCGACGAAGGGGAUGGGUGGGUUUGUCCAGAGCGCAAUGAUGAAGAGGAGCGACAGCGUGAAGCGUUGGUCCGUUGUCAGCCCGCCCGGACUGACUCGCCCUGAGAACAUGGCGGCGCAUCGUGGCUCGAUUGACAGGGGCGUGCCAUCAAGACCGCAAAGCAUGUUCAUCCGGGACCCGCCAGCAAUGACAACAACGCCGGGGACGAGCAGGCCUGCGUCGCGGCCCUCUUCUCGGCCAACGUCCCGACACGGCGAAAAGGACGGCAAGGCAUCCGAGACGAGUCCUCGAGAAAAACGUCCCAAGACACCCACGUCCACGAGUCCUCCUCAGCUCCAAAGGCAAGAGAGGCAGGAGCUUGAUGAUGCAGCUCUUCCCAUGUCUCCAUCCAAGACAAUGGAACCCCGCCGCUGGAGUCCGACCAAAUCAAGCUGGCUCGAGAGCGCCCUGAACAAACCAGACUCGCCCAAGGUUCCCCCGAAGCCGGCAUCGUCGCAACAGCCUGCCUGGAUGGUCGAGCUCAGCAAGAACAAGGCUGGGCGUCCGGGAAAUCCCACUGCAGAGCCUAGUAAACCCGCGGGCCCCUCUCACAAGCACCAAGUUAGUAUUGAUGGGCUUAUGAGGUCCACGCCCAUGGGCUCGAGACUGAACCUCAACACUACUGGGCUCGGCGGCAUCUACUCACCCCCUGGAAUACAGUCGGUCACUACUCGCUCGUCGGUUCAGAACUUUUCAACAGCGAGCCCCAUGUCUCCUGGACCGGAAAGGCCGAGGUCCAAGUCAAGGGGCGCCCUCGAUCAAGUGAGAGAGAGGCGAGCCGAAUCCCUGAGCUCUACUAUCAACCCGCUGGCCGCCAAGGUCAAGCCCGAUGCUCCGCCAAAGAAGGACCUAGAUUUCCGCGCAAACCUCAAGCCGCGCGCUGCUGAAGCACCCACCCCCAAGACCCAGGAGCCAGAAUUCAAGAGCGUCUUUGGCACUCUUCGCAGGACCAAGACCCAGAACUUCAAAGCUCCGGAUGAGCUAAAGGACAACAUCCUCCGCGGCAAGGCGGCUCUCAACGCGACUGACGGGCCACAGAAGUCGGUGAUUAGGGACGAGUUCAAGGACGCCAUUCAAAAGAAGAGAGACGAUUUCAGGAAGUCGCAAGCCGAGGGAUUAGGAGUCGCCACCUCGACGCGCAUCGACAAGCCCAAGGCUCCCCUCCCCGAAGGACUCGCCAUGAGGGCUGAGCUGGGCAAGUCGGCGGCGGUGCUCCCGCAAGAUGCACCUCCAGAGAGUCGCACUCCAUCCGGUCAGUCGAAGAAGCCCGAGUCGUCAAGACCAGAUCCUCCACAGAGAAAGUCAAGUCAAGUGAACUUGGCCAGACAGUCCAGCCCAUCCUUGACUCCCGCGAACUUGACUGAGAAGACCAGCCUAGAGAAUGCGGAACCCGAUACGCCCUCCCGGACCGAAACAUUACAGAGCUCCUUGCCCAACUUGCUGAAGAAGAAGAGCGCUCCAGGAAAACUCGGCGGUCUGGCCGACCGAUUCAACCCUGCCCUUGCCGGGAUGCUGGCGCGAGGACCACCGCCAGCAUCUUCUGGCAGUGGAAACCGAGCUGAAGAGUCUGGACGAGGCGAUGGAGACGUCCAGCCUACACAGCCAGGCCCUCAGCUAACCCACAUGACUAAGAGUCGAGCGCGUGGCCCGAGGAGAAAGGCCCCGUCCAACGUGGGCAACUCUACCGCCAGUCCCGCAAAUGCGCCGGCAGAGUCGUCUACAGCGAGCCGGCAAGCCGCCCCUUUCAGAAAGCAGAGUUUCUCUGCGCCCAUGGAAGAGAAGAAGUCUGCUUUUCCACCCCUUCAGGGUUCUAAGCCCGACGUGCCUUUUAAGCUAAAGCCUGUCGAGGCGAGGAAGACUGAACUGGAUACUCGACCUGCAGAGCAGCAUGUACCUCCCUUGACUCUUCGCAGACGGCCAACGGCGCCUGAGAUGCCGAUCAACAAGAUAUUCCAAUCACAGUCACCGCAGAAGCCGGAGCCAGAGGCGCCAAAGAAGCUUGAUUUGAAGCGCGUAUCCAAGAUCUUUGAGCAAGGGAGCAACACGACAGCGGCGGCUGAGCCUCCCAAGACGCCGGGCAAGCUCUCACCCCAGAAGACUGGCACAUGGUCGCCGGUCAAGGCUGGUGCUUCCGAGCCUGUCAAGGAGCCAGCAAAGCUGACCCAGCAGAAGACGGGUCCGGCGAAGCUGACGCAGCAAAAGACUGGUCCAUGGUCUCAGCCGAAGAAUGUCGAUGUGCGGUCGUCUGCCGUAGAGACAAAGGCCUCGACAGUGAAUGCUGCUCCUGAGCCUGUAUCGGCUGCCGUGAAAGCCCCAGUGCCUGGACCUAAGCCGUCCGCCUUUAAUGGGCCACCUAAAGAAAUUGAUACACCACCGGCAUCGUUGCCGCCUGUAGCCGCCUUGCCCCCUUCGCUACCCCGGGCACAGGCUGAGCCACCUAUGGCCUCGCCUACGCGCCCUCAGACAGGCCACGGCAGCGAUGUAUCAGCCAUACUCCACGACUUCUUUGGGCCCCCAUACGAGAAGGUGCAGUGUAAUAUCGAUCCCGCGGACAUCUUGACCAACUACCCCAAGUCUGGCGCCAAGGGCAAGACGCUGUCGUUCCACAUGUUCCAGAUCGAUGGAGACGGCAAGCAGAUGAUUGUGCCCGCUUACCGCGAGCGGAUCCUGUUUGAGGAAGAGAUGUACGUUGCCGGGCACAACUUCACCAACGACGCGGGGUGGAAGGUGCGCGAGGUCUACUUUUGGAUCGGCGACGAGGUCCCAGAUGACGAGGAGGACGUCGCCGAGGCUGUGGCCCAGCAAGAGGCAAAGCAGCUGGGCGGCAAGCUGAUUAAGAUCAGGCAGGGCAAGGAAACGCCCGAGUUCCUGCAGGCACUUGGCGGCGUGGUGAUUGUCCGGAGGGGCUCGAGCACCAAAUUCGACUCGCAUGCGCCGUCCAUGCUGUGCGGCCGACGGUAUCAGGGCCAGGUGGCCUUUGACGAGGUGGACUUUACAACGGCCAGCCUCUGCUCCGGCUUUGCCUAUCUGAUUACCCAUUCGGGCAACUGCUAUCUGUGGAAGGGCAAGGGCAGCGACGUGGAUGAGCUCGGCUGCGCACGCCUUAUCGGUAUGGACUUGACGGCGACUGGGCAGCUUAUUGAAUACGACGAGGGCAGCGAGCCUGCGUCCUUCUGGGCGAUGCUGGGCGGCGAGUCGAAGCCUCACUCGGCGGAUCACUGGAGACUGAAGCCUAGCUAUGGCAAGUACAACAGCAGACUCUUUUGCGCCGAUGUAGAGUCUAGGCAACAGAUCUAUGAGAUUAGCCCGUUCAACCAGGCCGACAUGUCAACGUUCAACAUCUACAUCCUCGACGCCUUCUUCGAGAUGUACAUCAUUGUCGGCUCGCAGGCCCAGUCGCAGUACGCCUCCUUCCGCACCGCCCUCGACUUCGCCCAGGAAUACGCUGUCCUGGCGGCCAGCAUGGAGGACCGUCCCUUUAUCCCCAUCUCGACGGUCGUCCUCGAGGGCGUGCCCCGGGAUCUGAAGCGCGUGUUCCGCAAGUGGACGGACGAGCGGUGCCCGACGCUCCUGCAGAAUACCUCGACGGAGCCCGGGCUGCGGAGAGGGCGCAGUCUGAGGGUUGUGCCUCUUACCCAGGCCAUCUUGGCUUUGAAGGAGUAA
Molecule: messenger RNA, 4605 nt
Organism: Trichoderma reesei QM6a
Lineage: Eukaryota; Fungi; Ascomycota; Sordariomycetes; Hypocreales; Hypocreaceae
Exons: 3
Coding region: 1-4605 (1534 amino acids)
Biological process (GO): barbed-end actin filament capping; actin filament severing
Molecular function (GO): actin filament binding; phosphatidylinositol-4,5-bisphosphate binding
Source: RefSeq, a predicted model, not a curated record